UACUACAGAUAACUUACUACGGUGUCGUUUCGAGAAAGCUGGAGAGUUCCCGUGCCGGUGGUGUUGUGGCGGAAGCGAAACCCUAAUUGACGACAAAUGUCGGAACCAUCGUCAUCUUCGACGUUCCGAAACCUUCUCCUUCGUUCAUCGGCCCGAAUCGCAGAGUCUCUGGCCACCAUUCCCUACACUCCACACCAAAGCUCCAACGUCUCCGUCAAAGCAUUUCUCGAACCCCUUCUUCAAACCACAGACUCUUCGACAAUUGACACUUCCAUCAAAGACUUCACUCUCGCCUGUGCUCUGCUUUCCUCUUCCACCUUCGACUCAUCGCCACUUCUCUCGUGGAUUCCCAUUCACCUUUCCUCUCUCGCUACCUCUUCCUUUUUCGAGCUCUCCCACGCGUACCUCGAUGAAUUUGAUGAGAGGAACUCCCAGAGGCUUGCCGCACUGGGUUUGAAUCGUGACCUUGUUCCUCCCGAGAAGAGGUUGAUGCUGGAAUUGAUGCCUCUGGUUUUGCCUUUUCUCAAGGAAAGGAUUAAGGAGAGUUCCAUUGAUAAGUGUGAUGAGACUGACGAGUUUUCUGCAGCGUCUGCAAGAGCCCCUGUUGGCUUCGCGAUUCUCGCUGCUUUUCAGUUUAGAUGGUUUGUUACUCAGGUUGAUGAUCCUCAUUUGGGCAAGUUGUGUGGAUUAGUGAUUCCUUGUGCACUGACUGCUGUGGAUCAUUGGUCGCCGGCGGUGAAGGGACAGGGCAUGAUUAGCCUCAGGCAUAUUGGAAAAAAUGUGCAUGCUACUGAGCUUGGUGGGUAUGUGGAUGUGAUUCUUGAUGCCUGCUGCCAGAAUACUGCCUCUGAUGAUGAGAUAUGGCACCAUGUGGUUGAGGCGUCGGUAGUUCUCGUGACUCUUACUCAGAGGGGUAAUCCACGCAGUCCGUGGUUUGAAAGGAUGCUAAAUGAGAUGUUAAGUCACUUGGAGCGCCAGCCCAGAAACAAAGAGCGCCGCAUUGCUUGGCUUAAAUAUAUUGAUUCACUAUUUAAUGGAGUUGGUCUUAUGCUUUUAGCUCACUUCAGGCGCAUUUUCCCAUUAUUUUUUCAGUGGAUGCAUGCUGAUGAUAGUGAUACCAUUAUUUUGGUUCUAAAAUGUACUUACAUAAUUUUGAGACUGACGUGGAUAAGGAACUCACCAUAUGUUGCAAGAUUGGUAGAUGAACUUGCCCUUGUGUAUAAGGAGGCGGCAUUAAGAACAGCUUGGGAAGAGAUUAGAGAAAAUAUAUGUCAGAUACUGAUCCUACUUCAAGAAAGCAAAGGCCUGCAUUUUAACGCAGCUUGGGACAAGCAUCGAUCCGAUCCAGACUUGGUCACUCUUGGUCUGUCAUUAAGUGGAAGAAAUAGUUCUAACCUCGAUACGGUUCCUUCAGAGGAUUGUCGACAGCAGGGUUCGGUACCCGUUCAAAAUUGACAAGUUGACUAUGCAUUUCUGAUUAUUUCAGUGUACCACAAUUUGAGUUCUUUUAGGUGCAAGUAAUUAACAAGUUGAAAUCUUGGAGCGUAAAUAACAAAUAUGUAAAGCUUGUUUUUGUGUUAUAUUCUUUGAAUUUAUUUGUUGU
Messenger RNA from Abrus precatorius (Indian licorice), 1603 nucleotides. RefSeq lists its product as uncharacterized. Bases 97 to 1455 code for a protein of 452 amino acids. Lineage: Eukaryota; Viridiplantae; Streptophyta; Magnoliopsida; Fabales; Fabaceae. The record is from RefSeq and is a predicted model, not a curated record. The transcript has 7 exons.